Messenger RNA from Pogona vitticeps (central bearded dragon), 1075 nucleotides. Lineage: Eukaryota; Metazoa; Chordata; Lepidosauria; Squamata; Agamidae. The record is from RefSeq and is a predicted model, not a curated record.
CAAAAUGGCGGCGCCGGCCGCCAUAAAAAGCCGGGAAAGGAGGGAGGGGACCCGGCCCGCGCCCGGAGGGGUUGCUAUGGCGACGGCCGUAAUCAAAGCCGCGGCCUAAAGCUAGAAGAGGACGGGGGACCAGAUUAGAGGUUGCAAGAGACCCAGGUUUUCGCCCGACAAUAAUGGAGCCUCCCGCGCGAUGAGGAAAUUUCAGCCGCAACGAACGUCGCCGAGAAAGAGGCAAAUGUCACCCUCUCGCACCCGGAGCCCGAUGUCUGCCGUGAGUUCAAGCAGCCGGUCGCCGUCUCCACUUGGCCGGCAAAGAACGCCAGCUCCUUAUCGGACGACAGGGCGAGGGUGCCAAGGAGACGCCGCGGAAGGAAAUGAAACUGGAAUCGCCUCCGAAGAUCCAGCGGCUCUAGGUGACAACUGUAUCAGUCCAGGUGUCAGAUACAUCACGGAACCUCUUAUUAAGAAGCUGUCCAAACAGGAAAAUCUGAUGCAAGUAACUGCUUUGAACCUUUGCCUCGCUAAAGAUGGUGGAAAGAAGUUUAAGUACAUAGAAAAUCUGGAAAAGUGUGACAAGUUAGAAGUCCUUAAUCUCAGCUGCAACCUUGUUGAGAAGAUUGAAAAACUGGACAAACUUUUGAAGUUGUGUGACCUCAAUCUGUCGUUCAACAGAAUAAGUAAAAUAGAAGGCAUUGAACAUCUACACAACCUGCAGAAGUUGAACCUGGCUGGGAAUCAGAUUGAGCACAUCCCGGUUUGGGUGGGGAAAAAACUCAGGUCCCUCCGCACGCUGAAUCUGAGAAAGAACAAAAUAGCAUCACUUCAAGAAGUAGCUAAACUGAAGCCUCUCAAAGAUUUGACUUCUCUGUUCCUGGGAGACAAUCCUGUUGCCAACCUGCCCCAUUACCGUCUCUACACCAUUUUCCAUUUGCGGUCACUGGAGGAUCUUGACGGGCAACAAGUGACCAAUCGGGACAGAGAGGAGGCUCACGAGAGGUUUAAUUUAGGUAAAUUUGUCAGCUACUUCAACGGACCGGCGUGGAGUCCCGUCUUUCAGUUUCUGCCCACUGAAUGA